GCGGCGGCCUGCCCGGAGGCCGCGGCUUGCCCGGCUUGCGAGCCGCCUCCCUGCGCGGCUUGCCCGGCCUGCGAGCCGCCGCCGUGUGCGGCCUGCCCGGCCUGCGGCUGAGAAGCUCGCUGGAGCGCUGCUCGGAGGGCUGGUGCACUGGCUGGUUGGGAAGGUGGUCGCCCGCAGGCAUGUCGACGCUCGUGGGGUGGCUCCGCGGAGACGCGGGGCGGGAGUGGUGGACUAGAGCGCUCCCAGGGGAGCGCGUGGUCUGCCGGUUCGCCGACGACGACGUCGACCACGAGCGGGUGCUGCUGCACUACGUGGCGGAGGGCGGGUGGGUCAUCUUGACCCCGGAUGGGGACAUCUACGCUGAGGACAUGAGCUGCGAGAACCCCGAGACGGGGCCUGCUCGAGCCUUCCCGCUGGCGCUGCGGACGCGCAAGAUGCGGAGGCUGUAUCGCUUCCGGGAGGCGCUGGGGCCCGACGAGCUGGCCGACGCGCUGACACGGGGCCAGCAGGCGGCGCUGGAGAUAGACGCUGCCCUGCCUGAGCCGAGGGAGGCAGUGGCCGUGAGCGGCCAACGGGUCACGUGGCAGGAGGCUGCUGGCAAGCUGUCGGCCGCGGAGCGAGCCGGCCUGCUGCGCCUGGGCAUGGCCGUGGCUCGCCUGGGCGGGAAGCUGCUGGAGGCUCCUGGUGCGGGUCAGGUCUGGAUCGCCCUCAGCGGCGGGCCCGGCGUCGCGAUCGGGGCGGAGGUCGACGUGGCGAACGCCGAAGGCCUGAGCUUCGAGGACGGGCCUGAGCCUUUCGGAGUGCUGAGGGCCGCCGACGGCGGCAUGGUGCGUCUCGCUCGGCUGGGCGCUGGGUCGGCCCCUGGGCGCGUGGCCGAGGAGGCCGCAGUCUGGCAAGAUCUGGACAGAGGCCAUGCGCGUGCCACGGGCCCCGAGCGCCGACGUGCUGCGGCCGCGGCGCCAUUCGAGGAUGGUGAGCCCGCCGAGCCCAUCGGCGGCACGGCUACGCCCGAGCUGGCGCUGCCUCCCCUGGCGGAGCCGCUGGGCGAGGAGCGAGACGCCGACGCCCGCGCGCUCUGGGUCGACUACGACGAGCAGGGCGAACGGUUCAAACGAUGGCGGGACGUGGUAGGCGAGUCGAGGCAGGAGCACUACCCGGACGCGAAGGUGGACGGACCGCCUGGGGCUCUCCACAUGUUAAAGCACAUGGAGAGGCACGGUGGCGACCCGCGCCUCUGGCUCGACCUCUUCAUCCGCAUGAAGGGCCUCGGGCAGAAUGACCGCGUAGUGCACGAGCUGAGGACGAUCGUGGAGGCCUUGUACCAAGGCGGGGUUUAUGAUCAGUUGAACAUGGGCGGCCUUAUGAUGGUGGAGGUGUUGACUCGCCGCGUGGCCGCAGUGGUGGGUGCCUACGCGGACCCGUCCAAGCCGAGCUGGACGAACGCGCGCUUCUUCGAGGGCGUGAGCUCGGUGGAGGACGUCUCGGGGCCAGAGCUCAGGGGCUACGUCCACCGGCGGGCGAAGGAGCAGCACGAGAUAGAGCAGGAGCUGGAGGUGACGCAGCAGGCGCGGGGCGUGGUGGCGGCCGAGGCGGCCGCGGGCGCGGCCGGCUUCCUGCCGCUCCCGCUGCUGGGCGACGCAGGCCGCCGAAUUCGCGGCAGGUCUUGCAGGGCGAGGCAGUUCGGUCGAGAGAAUCGGAUUGCGUCGGAGGUCAACGGUAUCGUCGAUGCCAUCAACUGGAUGUCGGGAUACGACUCGCAUCCUGGCCCAGCCAAUGACAUGCAGCGGGAUGUACUUGCGCGCUUCGAGGGCCUCGUGCGGGGCCGGCAGCCGGACGCCAAGUUGCAGGAGCCGCAGGCGGCCCUCCGGGAGCUGCUGCGGGGCCGCUCGCCAUAUGGCGGGCGCGGCGGCCCGACGACGGUCGCCUCCUACAGUGCAGGGCUCGUCAGCAUGCCGACGGACGUGAGCGACUGCCCGCGUCUUGAGGACCUCUUGCCUGGCGAGGCCCUUGCCUUCCUGCAGGAGCGCCAAGAGCGCAUGUUACGAGAGUCACCUUUGCCGACCGACGUUGAGCCGUACUUCGACUCGGUCCUCAAGUUCAACCACAAGGAGUACCGCGGCCUGGUGCGCCGGCUGUUGUCAGCUGGCAUUCUGGGGUGGACUCUGACACCGAGAGAGAGGAUUGGGAUGUUUUUUGUGUGGAAGGAUGGGCGGCGCCGACUUCGCCUCAUAGUCGACGCCCGCCGUACGAACGCCCACUUCAGGGAUCCUCCUGGGGUGGAGCUUUUGAGCAGCGAGGGCCUCGCCAGAAUCGAGGUGCACUUGCCAGGCGCGGGCUUCUCGAGCUACGAGGACCUCCGCGCCGCGCUGGAGGCGCAGCAGGUGUACAUCGGCAUGGCGGACGUAAAGGACUGCUUUCAUCGGAUGCGUAUCGAUUCAGCCCUUUCGCAGUACUUCUGCCUGCCGCCGGCCAAGGCGGGGGCCUUCGGCGUGACCGAGGUCGAGGGGGCCAAGGUACGGACGUCGACGGCCAUCUACCCUUGCUGGCAGGUCCUGCCCAUGGGCUUCAGCUGGUCUCUCUACUUCGCCCAGCGGGCCAACGAGGAGGUAAGCCGCCGCAGCAGCGCGCUCCUCUGGGGGCCCAGUCUGUCAGACCAUGGGCCACCGCUCGUGUUCUCGCCCGGGGGGGCGCCCCAGGAGGUCAGGCACUACGUGUACGUCGACAACUUGGGGGUCUUCUCGCUAUUUUCUGAGCUCGUGAGCGGCGUGAUGAACCAGCUGACGGGCGAGUUCACCGAGCUGAACCUACUGUUGCACAAGGACGAACUGGUGCCGGGCAUGGCAGUGGCGCUUGGCACGGAGAUCGACGGCAACCAGUUGCGCACUCGUGUGACCAGUGAUCGGUUCUGGCGCUGCCGCCAGGCCGUGCGAGGCCUCCUAGCCCGCCGCCGUGUCAAGGGGUGGGCCGUGGAGGCGGUGCUGGGCCAUCUAACCUUCUGUGGCCUCUGCUCGCGCGGCACCUUGUCAGCUUUCAAUUCAGUGCACGGCUUUGUGCGAGCCCACUACGACGAGGCGGCCGUGCUAUGGACCGAGGCGCGGCGAGAGCUGGCCGCCUUCAGCUCCUUGAUGUACUUUUUGGAGUCAGAUUGGUGGCUGCCUUGGAAUCCGAUGGCGCAGCAGUCAGAUGCCAGUCUUCACGGCUACGGACUGGCAAGGGCCUUCUGGCCGCAGGAGCUGGUGGAAUCAGUCGGGCGUGUGCCUGAGCGAGCUCGCUUUCGCCGGCGCUGCGCGCGCAGUGCUCGAGAGGCUGCGCUCUGUGCAGCUGGCUUCAGCAUGAGUGAGGGUGGAAAAUGGGAACUCAAGGGCCUUCCCGAAGAUGAGGAGGAGCUGGGCCAGUGGGACGUUGUGAGGGACUUCCCGGAGGUGCCCGCCCAGGGGCUCCGCGCAGGCCUGUGGGAGCCCUGUUUCGCGAGAGCCUGGCAGCACCCUGAGGGCAUCUUGACCUUGGAGGCCCGAGCCCUGGUCAGCAGCAUCCAUCGCAUCGCCACCACGGGGGCGAGGCGCACGCGGCAGCUUGUCCCUGCGCCGCCGAUAGCGCCGCAGCCGCUGCCGGCAGCUCGGCGGGAGCGUCAGCUGGGCGAGUCGGGGCUCCUGAAGACGGCUGUGCUGAGCCGUCCCCUGCCGCGGAGCCUGGGGCAAGUGGUGGAGGACCUGACGAAGGUGCCUGUGCCAGCGGAGCCCGCUCGGGGAGCGCGAGAGAGCGUCGGCUCCUCCGACAGCGGGAGCUCCGAGCCCGAGGUCGUGACCGGCGCCGCGCGGCUGCGCAGGCUCGCGCAGUCGCAGAAGCGCCGUGCCCGCCACUACGGGAUGCCCACCGGCGAGGAGGGCUUCUCUCUCCUGGAGCGGGAGGCCGUGCGGACCCCGACGCAGCGCGAGUACCAGAGGGCCUGGGACGGAUGGCGGGAUUUUGCCCGUCGGAGCUGGCCCUCGGUCGACGUCGACGAGGUCAUGAAGAGCAGGGGCGAUUCCGUGGUAGACUCGGCGUUGGUGAGCUACCUGAACGGCUUGUACCAGGCUGGGACUCACCUCUCCUGGGCCGAGAAGUUGAUGGCUGGGGUCCUGCACUUCAACCCCGACUUCUCUCGCUACGGUGCCCGGCGCCUCCCCCGGGGCUGGAGAUGCCUCCGGGCCUGGCGGCGCCUGGAGCCGCCGCGGACAAGGAAGCCAUGGGCGCUGGCGUUGUGGUGCGCAAUGGCGUGGCAGAUGAGGGCCCGUGGCAGCCUCCAGAUGGCGGUGUUCACGUUGAUAGCCGUCAGCGUGUACGCCCGCCCCAGCAGCCUUCUGCUUCUGAAGCCGGCCUGCCUGGUGCCGCCAGCGGCGGGGGUGUGCGAGUUCUGGACCUUGAGGCUCUUCCCGGAGGAAGAAGACCUGCGGGGCAAGACGGGCCUGGGGGACGUGUCGCUAGAGUUAGACUCGCCCUGGAUUCGCUUCUUGGACCCUGUGCUGCGUCAGAUGAAAAAGGAGGGCCACCCCGAGUGCCUGUGGAACUUCACGUACCCAGAGUACUGCAGGAUGUUCAGCCUAUGCCUUCAGGACCUGCGGGUAAAGGCCAAGUACCUGGCCGACUGCUUCAGUGGCAAAGGAGGCGUGGGGCGCGCUGCAAUGGCGAUCGGCGUGCCAGCCAGAUUCUGGGACACGCUGCACGGGCCAGGCGGCGACCUGACCCGACGAAAGGCCGACGCGCCAGAGCUGCCGCGAGCGGCGUGGGAGCGCUGGGACGAGGCAGAGCCCGGGCACCCAGCGCUGUCGCUGGGUCACGUGGAGCCCCCGCGCCCGUCCCCGAGGUCGCGCCCCGAGGUCCUCGAGGCGGCGGAUCGGGCCGCUUCCCUCGGGGAUGUCGCCGGAGACCCAGGCGCCUUCUUCGAGGCAGCCACCUCGCGCCUGAGGGCCGCCGCCAGGAAGCUGCAGGAGGUGCGCCGGGCCGCGCUGGGCACGCUGAGGGACAUCGACGCCGAGCAGAGCAGGCAGUGGCUAGCGGUCAACAGCGGGAACACCCUGAGCGCAGGGCUCGGGAUCGCGGCCGCGGCCGCCAUGUUUGUGGUGCCACCGCUGGGCGUCGGCCUGGGCUUGGGGUCUGCUCUCACGGGCGGCGGCGCCGCCGUCGGCGACGCAGUCGCUGACCAGACGUUGCUGGCCAAGCUGCGCCUGGAGAUGUCAGCGUACGUCUGGAACCUGCUGGCCGUGGCAGAGCUCGAGAGGGAGUGGCUUAUGGCCCGAGACGUCUGCGGAGAGGCCGUGAGCGCAGGCGAAGUCUCCCUGGACGUCGUAGAAGAUGCUGCGCUGAAGGGCGCCAUGGUGGUGCAGGGGGGGCUGGUUGUUGCAAAGAUUGUGGCAGAGGGGCUCGAGAGCUCCCUCGCCGGCGGAAGCGAAGCGGCUGCUCUGGGCCUCACUCGCACCGCGGGGGUUGCCUCGCGCGUCUUGGGCGUUGUCGGGGCAGUAUUCUCCACGGGGAUUGCUGUGCAUGGCUGGUCCACGACGAAGUCGUUCCAGGCCACGGUGCGCGAGAAGGCCGAGGAGCUCGAGGCCGAAAUCGUUCAGACGCAGCGGUGGCUCUCCACGAUCGGGGCAGUCGACUGCAGCAUUUGCCUCUCGGAGCUGAUGCCGCCCGAGCAGGUGCGCAGGUGCCGCACGUGGCAUUACUUCCACGCUCGCUGCCACGACUGCUGGGCCAGAGAGUGCAGGGGUCGAUCCCAGGAGGCCAACUGCCCCCUGUGCAGAGGCUCCAUGCAUGGGGAAUCGAGGUCGCUCGAGGAUUUCCUCAUAGACGACAUCCGCUCGCAGCUCAAGGGCACCAAAGCGUGA
Molecule: messenger RNA, 5861 nt
Organism: Prorocentrum cordatum
Lineage: Eukaryota; Dinophyceae; Prorocentrales; Prorocentraceae
Source: the annotation of a GenBank genome assembly